UUGACAGAUAGCCACUGCUUGUUAAAAGAAAAGAAAAAUCAGAGCAAGUGAAAACAAAGCAAGAAAAGAGAGCUCAAGAUGAAGACUUACAAGGAACUGCUGUAAGGAAGAUAUUCAAGGGAAACUAUUUAGAGAAGGUAGAAGACAGUGACGGGUGUUGUCAUUUGCAGUGUGUGUUUUUUACAGCAGCUGUCCACAGGAAGUGAGUCGACCGAGAUCGUUUUUAGGACAUUUCCUUUUUCUCAUUUUGGCGGGGAAGAAAUCCCCUCGACAAAAAAGCGGCAUGUCUUUGGAGGUGAAGGAGAAGACGCAGGUGCGGCUGGUCUUUCUGGGGGCAGCAGGAGUGGGCAAGACGGCCCUGAUCCAACGCUUCCUCCAAGACACCUUUGAGCCCAAGCACCGGCGCACCGUGGAGGAGCUGCACAGCAGGGAGUAUGACAUCGGCGGCGUCAAGAUCACAGUGGAGAUCCUGGACACCAGCGGCAGCUACUCCUUCCCGGCCAUGCGCAAGCUCUCCAUCCAAAACAGCGACGCCUUCGCGCUGGUGUACGCCCUGGAUGACCCCGAGUCCCUGGAGGCCGUCAAGAGCCUCCGAGAUGAGAUCCUGGAGAUCAAGGAGGACAAGAACACGCCCAUCGUGGUGGUGGGGAACAAGUCGGACCGCAAGCAGGAGCGCAAGGUGUCCAACGAGGACGUGCUGUCGACCGUGGAGAUGGAUUGGAACAACAGCUACCUGGAGGCGUCGGCGAAGGACAACACCAACGUGGUGGAGGUGUUCAAGGAGCUCCUGCAGCAGGCAAACCUUCCCAGCCGCCUCAGCCCUGCGCUGCGCAGACGCAGGGAGACCUUUCCAAAAGACACCAACUUCCGUCCGCCCAUGAACAAGACCAACAGCUGUAUCCUGUCCUAAAGGUGGAGGAGAAGGUGUUGUUCUGUCUCCCGGGGAGGUCAAGCGAGGAGAACACUCGGAGAAAGAGAUUAAAGAGAAAAGCCUGGACUUGAAGUCAGCGGGGGCGUUAAGUGACAGAGAUAAGUGAUCCCGGACCAGCAAAGGACACUUCAGGGUUCAAAAACUGAGAGGAACAGAAACUGAGGAGGUGAAGGGUAUAAGGACUUGACCUGAACAGACUGCCAGAGGGAGGGGGAUGCUUCAUUAAUUACUCAGUUGUUCACUCGAUGUAAUGUUGUUGCUGCUUAUUUGGUGCCAUGCUGCUGGUGUUUAGAUCAAUGUAUACCUUUUUAAAAGGUUGUUAAAUUAAACUGUUCACUGACACCAAGAUUUGGACUGUUGCCAACAGAUUGUUUACUGAGGGGAAGAGUGUAAACAUGUUGCGCUGCGUGCAGAAGUUGUACGCCUCAUGCAUAUUUUUUUAUUUAGUAAUUCAGUGUAUGUAGCACAUCAUGAUGUUUACAUUUUUUUCUUGUACUCAAUUCCAAUUUGCCAUUUGAGUGUGAUAUUACUCGUUUGAGAAAUGCAAAUGUAAACUGUGGAUGCACUUGUCAUUUUUUUUUUAUUAUUUCUUUUCAAAAAUGAUGUUAAGGUGUUUUCUUGU
This is a messenger RNA of Cyclopterus lumpus (lumpfish), 1553 nucleotides long. RefSeq names its product GTP-binding protein Rhes-like. The transcript has a single exon. NCBI's taxonomy places the organism in Eukaryota, Metazoa, Chordata, Actinopteri, Perciformes, Cyclopteridae. Gene Ontology annotation, molecular function: GTP binding; GTPase activity. The record is from RefSeq and is a predicted model, not a curated record. The coding region runs from base 284 to 910 and encodes 208 amino acids.